AUGGAAUCCACAAAGCCACUGAACAGUAGGACUGACAAUUCCUACCACACAGCCCAGGCCCAGCAGACUCCUGCCUCCUCCUACCACACAGCCCAGGCCCAGCAGACUCCUGCCUCCUCCUACCUCACAGCCCAGGCCCAGCAGACUCCUGCCUCCUCCUACCUCACAGCCCAGGCCCAGCAGACUCCUGCCUCCUCCUACCUCACAGCCCAGGCCCAGCAGACUCCUGCCUCCUCCUACCUCACAGCCCAGGCCCAGCAGACUCCUGCCUCACAGCCCAGGCCCAGCAGACUCCUGCCUCCUCCUACCUCACAGCCCAGGCCCAGCAGACUCCUGCCUCCUCCUACCUCACAGCCCAGGCCCAGCAGACUCCUGCCUCCUAAUACCUCACAGGCCAGUCUCAGCUGGCUCUCUGAGGAGACAGGAGGGGCAGCUGGGCCUGUCCUGUCUGACAGGCCCCCUCACAGCCCCCUCCAGCCACCUCACAGCCCCCUCCAGCCCCCUCACAGCCCCUCCAGCCCCCUCCAGCCCCCUCACAGCCCCCCACAGCCCCCUCCAGCCCCCUCACAGCCCCCUCACAGCCCCUCACAGCCCCCUCACAGCCCCUCACAGCCCCUCACAGCCCCCUCCAGCCCCUCACAGCCCCCUCACAGCCCCUCACAGCCCCCUCACAACCCCCUCCAGCCCCUUCCAGCCCCCUCACAGCCCCUCCAGCCCCCUGACAGCCCACUCCAGCCCCCUCACAGCCCCCUCCAGCCCCCUGACAGCCCACUCCAGCCCCCUCACAGCCCCCUCCAGCCCCCUCACAGCCCACUCCAGCCCCCUCACAGCCCCCUCACAGCCCACUCCAGCCCCCUCACAGCCCCCUCACAGCCCCCUCCAGCCCCCUCACAGCCCCUUCCAGCCCCCUCACAGCCCCCUCACAGCCCACUCCAGCCCCCUCACAGCCCCUUCCAGCCCCCUCACAGCCCCUUCCAGCCCCCUCACAGCCCCUUCCAGCCCCUCACAACCCCCUCCAGCCCCUUCCAGCCCCCUCACAACCCCUCCAGCCCCCUCCAGCAGCCCCUCCAACCACCUUCCAGCCCCCUCACAGCCCCCUCACACCCCCUCCAGCCACCUCAUAGCCCCUUCCAGCACCCUCACAACCACCUCAUAGCCCCUCACAGCCCCCUCACAGCCCCCUCCAGCCACCUCAUAGCCCCUUCCAGCACCCUCACAACCCCUUCCAGCCCCCUGACACCCACUCCAGCCCCCUUCCAGCCCCCUCACAGCCCCCUCACAGCCCCCUCCAGCCACCUCCAGCCCCUUCCAGCCCCCCACAACCCCCUCCAGCCCCCUGACAGCCCCUCCAGCCCCCUCACAGCCCACUCCAGCCCCCUCACAGCCCCCUCCAGCCCCCUGACAGCCCCUCAGCCCCCACACAGCCCCCUCACAGCCCCCUCCAGCCACCUCACAGCCCCUUCCAGCCCCCUCCAGCCCCCUGACAGCCCCCUCCAGCCCCUUCACAGCCCCCUCACAGCCCCCUUCCAGCCCCCUCACAACCCCCUCCAGCCCCCUGACAGCCCACUCCAGCCACUCACAGCCCCUCACAGCCCCCUCACAGCCCCCUCCAGCCCCCUGACACCCCUUCCAGCCCCCUCACAGCCCCCUCCAGCCACCUCACAGCCCCCUUCCAGCCCCCUCACAACCCCCUCCAGCCCCCUGACAGCCCCUCCAGCCCCCUCACAGCCCCCUCACAGCCCCCCCUCCAGCCCCCUGACAGCCCCUCCAGCCCCUUCCAGCCCCCUCCAGCCCCUCACAGCCCCCUCCAGCCACCUCAUAGCCCCUUCCAGCCCCUCACAACCCCUCCAGCCCCCUGACAGCCCACUCCAGCCCCCUCACAGCCCCCUCACAGCCCACUCCAGCCCUCACAGCCCCCACAUACCCCUUCCAGCCCCCUCACAGCCCACUCCAGCCCCCUCACAACCCCUCCAGCCCCCUGACAGCCCAUCCAGCCCCCUCACAGCCCCUCCAGCCACCUCACAGCCCCUUCCACCCCCCUCCAGCCCCCUCACAGCCCCCUCCAGCCCCUUCCAGCCCCUCACAGCCCGCUCCAGCCCCCUCACAACCCCCUCCAGCCCCCUGACAGCCCCCUCACAGCCCCCUCACAGCCCCCUCACAGCCCCCUCCAGCCCCCUGACAGCCCACUCCAGCCCCCUCACAGCCCCCUCACAGCCCCCUCCAGCCACCUCACAACCCCCUCCAGCCCCCUGA
Messenger RNA from Oncorhynchus masou masou (cherry salmon), 2253 nucleotides. RefSeq lists its product as uncharacterized. The record is from RefSeq and is a predicted model, not a curated record. The coding region runs from base 1 to 2253 and encodes 750 amino acids. Lineage: Eukaryota; Metazoa; Chordata; Actinopteri; Salmoniformes; Salmonidae. The transcript has 5 exons.